AGUGCGUUUCAGCUCCACAGCAGUGCCAAGCGUCCGGAACUCUUCGCACGUCCCGCAGAGUCAUGUCCGCUCCUGCCGCUGCUCCCGAGGCCCGCCGCGUCGCUGUGCCCAAGCGGGCCACCGGCACCGGCGGCGGCAGCGGCGGCCCGGCCCCGGCCGCGCCCUCCACCGCGGCCGCACCCAAGGCACCGGCGGCGCCCCCCACCUCAGCGGCGGCCAUCAUCUCGGAGACCCAGAAGCCCAUGUCCGGGACGCAGCGCGCCGCGGCUACCGGCUCCGCCCUGUCGCGAGGUGUGGGCGCCAAGGCAGAGGCGGCCGCCCCGAAGUCCAAGGCGAAGGCCAUGGCCGUUCCCACCACUGCCGGCCGCUACUCGGGGCCUUCCGGCGCCCCGGUGGUCAGUGGCACCGCGCCUCGCCAGGUGGUGGACAUCGUCACCGGCGCGCCGCGGGCCAUGGGCCAAACCCCGGGCGUGGCCACCAGCUCCAUGGGCCCGGCCCGGAGCUACGCCAAGGCAGCUGCCUCCAUGCUGCCGGCGGAUGCGCCCCGCGUGGGCCCUGCCGCGGUGGCCGUGGGCCGCGCCAUGGCGGAGGGCCGCACUCCGGCGGUGAGCGGCGGCGGCGGCAAGCUACGUGCGCCCAUCGGGAAGAAGUACCAGAUCGUCUUCGUGACCAGCGAGGUGGCGCCCUUCUCCAAGACGGGAGGACUGGGCGAGGCCAUGGAUGGCCUGCCGAUUGCCCUGGCGGCCUUCGGCCACCGCGUCAUGGUGGUGUCUCCCCGUUACGACCAGUACGCGGAGGCUUGGGACACCAGCUACUGGGGCAACGUGUCCAUGGGCGGCAAGCAGGAGUCUGUGCACUUCUUCCACACCUACAAGCAGAAGGUGGACUACGUCUUCGUGGAUCAUCCCACCUUCCUGGAGCGCGUGAAUGGCCUCACAGGUGCCAAGCUCUAUGGCCCCGAGUGGGGCAAGGAUUUCGCGGACAAUCAGGCGCGUUUCGCCUAUUUCUGCAAGUGCGCUGUGAAGGCCAUCCAGGAGCUUCGACUGGGCGGAUCCGCGUACGGGGGAGACUGCAUGGUGGUGUGCAACGACUGGCACAGCGCUCUGGUGCCCAUGCUGAUCCAUGCUGACAAGGCUCAGAAUCCAGGCAAGUGGCAGAACACGAAGACCGCCUUCCUCUGCCACAACGCCGUCUUUCAGGGCCGGUUCCAGCGCGAGGAAGGGCUGGCAGAGAUCUUCGGGGUGCCGCAGCGGUACAUCGACAGCAUCACCUUCAAGAUGCCCCUCCGCAUCGGGAAAUACAACGACAAGGUCUCCUGCAUCAACACCAUGGCCGCGGGCCUGAAGUACGCUGACCGCGCUCUCACCGUGUCGCCGACCUAUGCGCGGGAGUGCACUACUGACCCUGAGAAGGGGGUGGAGUUGGAGGCCCUCUUCACCAUGGGAAGGUGCACAGGCAUCCUCAACGGCGUCAAGGAGGGCGUUUGCCCCGGGGAUAAGAACUUUGUCACCAAGACCUUGAUGUCUUGCGGUACCUACACCGCUGCCACCUGCGACGCGGCCAAGAGAGAGCUCAAGAUGGCCUACAGAAGCCAGAAUAACCUGCCAGCGUCCAGCGGCCCGCUGAUGUGCUUCAUCGGCAGGCUGGACGCCCAGAAGGGCUAUGACAUUCUGCUCGAGGCGAUGAUGGAGAUCAUGGAGGACGUGGAGAUGCAGAUGAUCGUGGUGGGCGCCGGGCGUGCGGACUUGGUGGCACAGACCAAGGCAUUGGAGAAGAAGUUCCCCAACAAGCUCUUCUACGCAGGCUGGAUGGGUGCGGAGCGUUAUGCCCUGCUCGCGGGCUGCGACUUCACGCUGCUUCCUUCCAGGUGGGAGCCCUGCGGCCUGGUGCAAAUGGAGGCCAUGCGGCUGGGCACUUGCCCCAUCGUGGCGCCCACCGGAGGUCUCAAAGAUACCGUGGAGGAUGGCUUGAACGGCAUUUGGACUGACUCGGAGAUGACCGUUGAGGCCAUCGUGGACGAGGAGUCGGUGGCUUCCUUGGCUCGCGCCCUAAAGCGGGCCGUGAAGCUCUUCAAGGACAGCCCGCAAAAGGUGGUGGAGAUGAAGAAGGCUGCCAUGGCCGCGGCCGCUGAGUUCACUUGGACCAACGCAGCGCUGCAGUACGAGGCGAUCUUCAAGGAGCUGGGGGUGAAGGAUGUGUUGCCGCCCGGCACCACGGCCACCGUCACGCUGGAGGUGGACAAACAAGUUUGCUAGGACCGGCAGAGGAAACAAGCAAGAUCUGAGAUCGCCAUCUCCGGACGGGUAGCUGCGAUGCGCGCGUCUGGAAUCGGAGCCGAUGUGUCAAAACCAGACACCUCUUCGAUGAGA
Messenger RNA from Effrenium voratum, 2369 nucleotides. The record is from the annotation of a GenBank genome assembly. Lineage: Eukaryota; Dinophyceae; Suessiales; Symbiodiniaceae.